Messenger RNA from Paramuricea clavata, 17301 nucleotides. Lineage: Eukaryota; Metazoa; Cnidaria; Anthozoa; Malacalcyonacea; Plexauridae. The record is from the annotation of a GenBank genome assembly.
AUGGGACUUCCUUAUGCUGUUGUCUAGUAAGUAUGCUCAAAUUUAUAAUAAUAAUAAUAAUAACACAUACUAAUUUUUAUAAUAAUUAUAUUCAGCGGACUUGUGAAAAAUUGAAACUUUUGCAUUUUGCACAGAACUGCCCACUUUCUGUAAGAUAUCCGCUGACAAUACGAGCCCGCACGAGUGGGAGAAUUUUUGCAAAAUUUGACCAACGUGCUUCGCCUCGGGAAGAUUUGUGAAAGUCCUUGGGACUUUUUCCCUCUAGUCAUGUUAUUAUUUAUAAUAAUCCAUGAGCAUGCACGAAUGAUUGUGAAAGUGAAGUGCAGUCUACAUAUAGCCUGCGUGUCAGGUUCUAUGCUGGAGUCUACAUAGUCUGGGCUUUUCCCUUUUGCCAUAGCUUCAUCGCCAUUAGCCAGAACCUGACACAAAACUGAAAACCCUGCGUGUAAUGUUCUGUUUAUUAUAUAGUCCCAAGCAAAAAAUUGUGAAAUUUCACGCUCAAAAGCAAAUUGGAAAAAGUCACGUGAUCGAUAUCUUCACUAGUGAAGAUAUGGAAAAUAAAAUUUCUCGCUGUAUGUUUUUCAGUAUCUCAUUCUCUACUGUAUAUUAAAAGUAUUUAGUAUGCAAACAGCAUUUUGUGAUACUUAUUAUUGUCACAUUGAAAUUAUUUUGUGUUUUCAUUGCAGUUUUUCUAUGUCAUUGACGGCAGAUCUCCAAAAGUGUAACAGUGUAAGUAUAUUUUUGUCCCUAGUGGCACAGAAUAAAGACAUACAGAAGUGUAACUUCCAUUACAAAACCGUAAGGCGCUUUUUUUUCCGAAAUAGCUGGCGACCAUGUUCUUAGCAAGUACCCUAAAGAGAGGCAUUCACCCCCCUGGAAUAUUAAAUUUUCAAUAUGUUUUCAGGGGGGUGACUGCCUCUCUUUAGGGCACUUGCUAAGAACAUGGCGGACUGAAAAAAUCCCUUACGCGAAAUUAACCUGAAGUGAGAUCUCUGUAUGUACUUCCUCUGUGCUAGCGGUCUAUACCAGAAGUACCGUAAUUAAAGACUUUAAAGAGGCAAUUUUUUUCAAUGUCACGUAUUUGCAAUGAAAAGUGUUCAAAACCUAAAAUCUUUUUGGCGUUCCUCUCAAAAUUACUUUAUUUUAGCUUUAUUCUCUAGUUUAUAGAGUUAGCUACCUUUUUAAAUGCCUCUGCCGGUUGAGAAACAUAAAAGAAUAGUUAAAAAUUGUCAAUUAAAGUACAAAUAUCAAUGAUGCUUUAAAAUUGACGCCAUAUUUCAUAGUAUAGCCAUAUAAGCGGCUUAUAUGGCGAAAACUGACUGAUUUCAGACAUAAUUUUCUCUUUGGCGUACCAUCUAAAAUCUCUUCAUUUUAGCAUUAUUUUACAGAUAAAGCACUAAACAUACUUUUUAAGUUUGUUUGCCGAUUGAGAAACGUAUCGAAAAAUAAAAAUUUUGAAUUUAGUCAUAACCUCAAGCGAUAUAUUAUACGCAUUUGGUUUUGAGCGCGUGUUACGUAACAUACAAAAAAAUCUCCUCUUAAUAAUAAUAUUGAUGUGGUAAUGAUAUAAUAAUUUGGCUUGUGGCUUCCGCCAUCUUGGAAAAUUAGUCCGCAGGCCUUUCCGUUUGUUUCCCACCAAUUUUUACCCGCCCGAAAUUUUCGCCUCCCUAAUCUUUGAAAGGCCUGCGGAGGAGGUAAACAUGUCGAGGUUGUUAUACAGCCAUAUUUUCAAAUACACUGUUCUUUAACAAGCAAAGUUACUGUACCACAUGUGCUACUGCAAUUGUCCGGUCACGCAUACGUAAUAAAAAGCCGAUAUAAACUUUAUAAACAAAAGAUAAUGUAAAACGUAACAGAACGGCGAACAUGCACACUCGGUCAUCUCAAGUAAUGAAGUUAAUGAUAAUGUUGGGAUGGUAGUAUUGCAGACUGCAUGCAGAUGAGAGCCUCAUGCAUCACCCCAUGGAAAACCUGCAACCCUUCUUGCAGAUGAGGCUAGAUCCGCCCCUGUUAUUCAUUUCAAGACCGGAUUUUGGUGGAAAUAUAGUGGGGGAGGUGGAAAAAAAAUUAGAGGAGGUGCAGCAGUAGAGCUCACGCCCCCACGGAAAGUUAGGCUUAAAACGGGCCAAAUAUGUGUAAUUAAUGAACUAUGACUGUACAACUAAUCCAAUUUUGCCCUUCAUUACAAUUACUACAAAGAUUCUUUCAAAACAUUGCAUUAAAAGGGUACUUGACACAAAGAUAAAUGGCCAUCACUGUUUCAAUUUUAUAAACUUUGUAGACCCUAAGUGUAGACCCUAAGCAACCAAAAUGAAAUUUUCACUUUGAUCUAUCAUUGAAACUUUCCUAAGGGGAGGUGCAUGACUUUUCAGGAGAGGUGCAAAAAUUCUCAGGGGAGGUGCAAAACAAUCUCAGGGGAGGUGCGCACCUCCCCACACCUCCCCUCAAAAUCCGGCCUUGAUUCACUUUCGGAUAAAAACAAAUAGCUUCCCGUUUCGCGACAGACGAGCAAAUGUCUUCGUUGUUUUUUGGUCAUUUUAAUUUUGUUUUGUUGUAGUAUAUGCUAAAACAAUUAUUCGCCUCAGUAUCGGUGAAUAAUUGUCAAUGCUUUCUAUGCACCCAGAGUUUGAGAAAUUCUUUUUGACAGCGUGUAUUUUAUUAAUUUAUCAAUUAUUAGGAUAAUACGACGUGGGAUGAAUAUGUUGAAAAGACAUUACCAAAGAUACCAAUGAUGUUAUGUCAACUGUUUAUUAUGGGCAAGUUUAUACUUGUACUUUAUAAGGAAAUCAGGGAAUACGGAAUAUUCGGAAUGCAGCUGUUUUCUCAUGACGUAAGUAAUGCUUUGUCAGGUCAACCUCGUUGCUAUGGUGGAAACACGUGGUCACCACAGUGUAGUACCAUACUACCAUUGAACUGAAUGUAACUGGAACGCUAUAUCCAACCGGAAAUUUGAAGCCAAACUUGAAGGCCAGUCCCAGAUAUACAGGGUGUCUCAAAAAACGCUAUGGAAAUUCAACAGGAUGUCGUGCAUCAUAAACGUGGCUAAACAAUCAAGACGUUUCACAAGCUAUAUAAGGCAUUCGCGUCCGUGUUGUAUCAGAUAUACAAAGGCCUACUUUGGGGGCCAAGGUCGCCGUUAUUAUGUGCAACAUUGUGCGACAUUGGCAAUUUUCAAAGAAAAGUAGUAUGCGUUGCUGGGCGGUGACAUUAGGUGAAUAGACUGUUACACGCGUAAAAACGCACAACUUGUAAGAAGUCUGCAAACAAUUUGUUACAAGUCUGUUCACAAGCUGUCGACAAGUUGUGUUCGCACUGCUUGUCCCAGUUUGUUGUAACAAGUUUGAAACAAGCUAGCUGUUAACAACAUCAGAAUUGUUACAAGACUGUGCUAACAAGUUUGUUAGAGCCAUGAUAUAACAAGGAUGUUACAAGGUUUUCAACACAAGGUUGUAACAAUCUUGUUAUAUAUCAAGCAUGUAACGGACUUGUCAGAACAACCUUGUCUGAUAAAUAUCUGACAACAAGUCCAAACCUGUUGACAACUUGUGACAAGCAGUGGGAACACAUCUUGUUGACGGCUUGUUGGCAGACUUGUUACAAAAUGUGAGAUUUUUACGUGUGUAGGCAAAGUUCAAAGAGUGGGUGCACAUGGGCGACAUUAGGCGACCUUGGCCCCCAAAGUAGGCCUAUACAACCUCUCGCCUACGGCGCGCUCAUGCUUUAUUUAUUACAUAACGGAGGCAAUUUUCGGCUCACAAAACACUCACCAUUGAUCUCAAUGACUUUUCAUAUCGUUCAUAUUUAAAAUUUCAUUUAGGAUGAACAUGCUCACGAGCAAGUGAAAUUGAUCCGACCAUGGUUGCAUGAUUACGUGAAAGACCUCAUUAAAUCAAAGUAAGUUCAUGGAUAAUACGAGUCCCAGCUUGUCAAGAAGAUGUGUUCGCACUAUUUAUUCCCAGUUGUUGACAACUGACAAGACUGGAACAGAGUUAUCAUUUUGUAACAAGGUUGACGAGGCAACAAGUUGGAUUUGGUAUUUAUAAUACUCUGAGAUCUGACAGCCUGGGGGAGUUUGCCUUCAAUCUGGAAGGGGGGAGUUCCUGUCCAUUUUUUUAACUGUCCAUGUGCAUGUAUAUAUCUAAUAAAAUAUUUCGCUUCAUUUUUAGACCCGCCCGCCAAUAUUCAGGAAUAGAGUUUUACUUGAGGAAAAUUUACAAUCCUGAGAAAAGUAAGUGCAUGCUUAGGCUAAAUUUUCAGUCUGCCCGGUGUGGAUAUACACUCAGAGUAACACUGAUCAGAUAUAUCUAACAUCAAAAACAUUAUAUUAAUACUUAAUACUGUAGCUCUAUAUACUCUAUAGCGCAUGGGCUUUUUACUUGUAAAUCAUAGUGGAUUCAAAACUUUUGGGAGUUGAAACUGCUCGUACCUGAUUGCUCCAUUUCGCUUCGUGAGCAGAAGCAGCAGCUUAGCCUGCUCAGCAGACCCCAAUUUCAGGUUUUCCUUUGAACGAAAUUUCGGGCUGCGAGCAGGCUAGCAGCAGCUAUAUACACACAUAAAAAUCUCACAACUUGUCAACAAGAUGUGUUUACAACAGGCUUAUAGCAAGUUUGUCAACAAGUUGUAGCAAUGAUGUCAUUUAAUCAAGUUGCCACAAUGUUGUCACUUACAACUUGUUGACAAAUUGUUGAAUUGCAGGACGAUAACAAGUUGUUGGAACAACUUGUAACAAGUCUGUCGAGCUUAACAACUUUGUAGCAAGUUGUCAACAAGCUGGGAACAAGCAGUGCGAACACUUCCUGUUGCCAAGUUGUUGGAACAGCAUUGUUACAAGUCUGCUGCAGGUUUGUUACAACUUAUGCGUUUUUACGUGUGUAGGCCUUGCUCGGUCUGGUCUGCGCGCCUUUUGUCACUCCUUUUCUUAAAUACUAGAAACAAUGACAUGCAUGUUAAGUUUAUAUUAUAUAUGGAUUGCUUGUUUUUGGUCUGGAUGACAAAUGUUACUGUUAUAUUACAUGCAGGCAUGCAAUAACAAUAUACCGUAAACCUCCGACUAUAAGCGCCCCCGAAUAUAAGCCCCCCCGUGUAUAAGCCCACCACAUGUACUCACGCUCACCUCAUUCCAAAUAUAAGCCCUCCCCGAAUAUAAGCCCCCCCCCGAAUAUAAGCCCCCCGAAUAUAAGUCCCCCAAUUAAUAUAAGCCCAGUAAUCGCUGCUUAAUACACGUUUAUUUCCCUGUUUAUGUCUGACUUGUUUAUGUCUGACUUGUUUAUUACUAACAAAAAAGAUCGUCCAUGUAUAAGCCCACCCGUAUAUAAGCCCCCCCCUGUAUAUGCCCAUUAAAAAUUGCUUACGAAAGUAUAUAGGCCUAAGCCCAGGGCUUAUAGACCGGAGGUUUACGGUACUUGAAGCAAACAUAUGUCAUUGACUCUUGUUAUAGUAGGUGUAAAAAUCGCAAUCAAGUUUUUCCCAACUGUUUUUUAGAUUUUAAGUUUUCAACUCAAACUGUCUCUGUGGUCAUGAUCUGCUCUAUUCUAAUUUACGGGGUGAGUCAUUUACUUAGGUAUUUGAAAUGGGAAUGUUUUAGGGGCUUACUAUACAUGGAAUUCUCAAUUCGGCUGCUGAAGUAAUAUGUCAACCUGUUUUAAAUUAGAACAAUUACUAAUUAUAGAAAAUUGAGCCGAGUACCGCAGGCACGAGUUAGCUAGGGGGUCUGGGGGCAUGCCCCCAAGGAAAUUUUUAAAAUUUGGGUCUCUCAAAUAGCAUUUCCUGCAUUCUGAGAACACAUUUAAAAAAAAACUAAGCUUCUCAAAACAAAGUUUUAAUGGUGAAAUUUAGUGUAAAACACAACAUAUAAAGUUUAAGUAUGUUCACCAACAAAUUUUAAAGAACUUAAAUUUUAAACUCGUUUACUCAAUACAGGUCCAAGGGCCCUGGCUUUGGGGUAACUGACCAUUUUUUCUGCAGUAGUGGGGCAGAGGAAGGGGCCCAGUGGAGCAAAUGCCCCACCAGUCCAUGGUAUUAAAAAAUGCCUUGCAAUCGAGUAAUUAAUUUGGCGCAUAAAAAUUAAUUUAAAAAAUUAGAUAAUUUGGACUCUUACUUGUGGUCCAAAAAAUAUAAUAUUUUUUCUAUCAGUCCGGACUGAAUACAUAGUCCAUGUAUUAAAUUUAAAAUAUCAAUAUAAAGUAUCCGUAUAUCAUCACGAAAUAUUUAGUGCAAAUGUUGUUUCAUUUAGAUCAUUAAAAUAGUGUUUAUCGUCAGCUACGUUUUGGACCUAGUUAGGAAAACAACUGACCUGCAAGGAUUGUCCGAAAUCGAUCAAAUCAAGAUGCAAUUUUUUCUUGGGCUGUUUGGUUAGUUUUGUUCGAAAUAAACUCUUCAAGUAAAUAACAUUAAGUACUAUUUGAAACAGGAGCAGCCAGGCCUCGAUAAAGUGCGCGCGAGCGCCGCUCGCAGGCACCUUUUACAUUUUUGCAGGAACAUUUUAAAAUACCGACAUUUUAACAAUAUUUAGGUCACAAAAUCUAAAUAAGAUGUGUUUUUGCAGGCACAUUUUGAAUUUCGCUCGCAGGCACGAAAAAAUGUUAUCGAGGCCUGGGAGCAGCAGUCAGGUGUUUAUCAGAUAUAAAGAUACGAGACGAAGCCGAGUAUCUUUAGGUCUGAUAAAACACGCACUGCGAAUGUUUUAAAAUUCUUCAAAAACUAUCGAUCUAGUAAGUUCAUUGGCGAAGUAAUUUAAUUUCAAAAAAUACGUUGUGUAAGUUGAGAAAAUCAAAGUUAAAGUUUAUGUAAAUCAAGGAAAAUGGUUGGUACCGAAGAGAUAUGGGUUGGGUAAUCAAGUUUUUUAUUAGCUCAUGGGUUGGGAAAAAAUUUUAUGGCUGUCUGUCAGCUAUAAAAUAAAACUAAAAUUACCAUGCAUUGUAAAAUAUGAAGAAAAAUGUGUACAAUACAUUCUGUACCAAAAUAGACCAUCAGUGAUUGAGGAAGGAAUUUAUCAUUGAUCAGCGGGAACGUGAUUGCUUUGGCACACUCAGUGAGUCUGAGUGUGAGCGCAUGAGCUUUUAAAAUUUAGGCAACUUGAUUUCUGUCACAAUAAUCUUGUGUGUUUAAGGUAAUUCCGCAGUAAUUGUUCCCGAAAUGAGAAUGUGCUAAAACUUCCCAGGCAUGGAGUUUAUGAUAUACUUAAAGUAAAAUCACACAAAAAAGUCGGGGUCACCGAACUCGUUAGGAAGAUAUGACAAUCACAAUAUACCACCUUUACCCCAAUAUGGCGCCAUCUUGACUCUCAUUACGAGUAACAGCAAACUCACAACAGCCCGAUAUUUAUUGACGUUUUUAGCACGGAUUUUGCUUUAGUAAACCUAACUUGUAAUUAUUUUUGAAAAAAUAUUGUGUUUUGAGCAAAAUGAAACUGCUAACGUGUACAAUUCUGAUCCACAAAUGUCUUUUGCACAUUCCUUAACAUAUCUUUCUUUGAGAACAUGCAUUGAUAAAGCAUUUUUUUUCAAGAUCCAGAAAUGAUUUUUCUUUUAAUUUCGGAUAUGAAAUGUAAAAUGCAUUAAAGAAAUAAAUUAUCAGUUAAAAAACGGGAGUCACCGAUCGUUUUAGGGAAUUGUGGCAUCAGAACGUGAAAUACAAGUAAAUAAAUAUACUACAGACACAGGAACCCUAGCUACACUUUUGUAUGCCUUUUUUGAAAACAUUGCUUUUAACGUAAUUCUUUGCAAGAAUGUAACCAAAGAUGUUUUGAAGUAACAUAAAAUUGUCAUAAAAUGAUAAUUUUUUUAAACGGUACGUAUAAUGGAUGAAAUUAUAAGUUAUAAGAUGUGCGCAGUAAAAGUGCGCAAUGCAAAACUGCGGAAUUACCUUAAUCGCACCAACGUCGCUCAUUUAUGUGGAAAAUAUGUUUGAAACUGAAGGUGAAGGACGAAUAUUUAAUAAAGUUAUUUAUCAUUUUUAUGUUUUUUUUCUUUAUAUAGGUUCCUUGAUGGCUGCUAUAAUUCUUGCUACGAUUUGUUGUGUGGUCUCUCUAGUUCGUUUCAUGGAGAAUCAUAAGUAUAUCUAAAAAUUCGUAUAUUUUCCUUGAUGUGCUUUUUGACUGCACGGCGUCUUUUUCUCGACAAAUUUUUCAAGAAGUGUUAUUACAAAAUACAGACGUUACAGAAGGCCGACUUCUUGGUUUUGCGUAUGAUUACUCUGCAGUACCCGUUGCAAUGUUGUCGCCCUGUUCCUAGCCAGUGCGCUUAUGAGAGGCAUUCACCCUCCUGAAAAUAUUCAAAAUGGGUGCUAUAGGUAAACUGGAAGGCUAACUCAGGGGGGGGAUUGAAGAUGCGUGGAUUGUCGAAGUCAAGGACAUUGAAAACGAAGGCACGUAAGCUGUUUUUUGCUCGUUCGACUGUAGUAAAACCAUUCUUUAGCCAACCGUUCUUGUUAAUUUGUUCCCAAAUACUUUCAGCAGAUGCAAUCUGAGCAUGGGAACAAAUUAACAAGAACGGUUGGCUAAAGAAUGGUUUUACUACAGUCGAACGAGCAAAAAACAGCUUACGUGCCUUCGUUUUCAAUGUCCUUGACUUCGACAAUCCACGCAUCCGCAAAGACAACCGGAAAAUCAAAUGUAUUAAAGACAUCCUCGGGGGAUUGAAGCCAGUGCAUUUUAGUUUUUCUGAGUUAUGAGCAGAAAUACUCAACACUGUAUAUGAAACUGAAGCUAUUGAAAAACGCUAUUUGGUGUAGAAAUUUCAAGCAGUUGUUUUUGUAUUUUUUUUACUAAAUAUUUCUCUUUUCGCUGAAGUCUUGAAAUUUCCACACCGUAUCACUAUUAUUACUGUGCUUAAUACUUGUUUAUCACUAUUACUAUACUUGUUUAUCACUAUUACACUAACACAAAAGAUCGUCCAUAAAUAAGCACCCCCCCCGUAUAUAAGCCCCCUUUUGUAUGAGCCAAUCAAAAAUUACUUAAUUACGCUUUAAUUAUUACUUAAUUACGCUAUUACGCUUACGAAAGAAUAUAAGCCCAGGGCUUAUAGUCGGAGGUUUAGCCCAACGUUUGGGAUCAAGUAUUUCUGCUCAUGCUCAGAUUUUUUUUGGCUUCAUCAAAUCAUAGGCCUUCAUCAUAGCAGUAAUAGCCUUCCAGUUUAUUUACAGGUCAAUGCAUUCACCUUCCUGAACAUAUUCAAAAUUGCAGACAUUAAGAGGGUGAAUGACUCUCAUAAAUGCACUGGUCUAUAAAAAGUAUGGUUGCCAUACUGAUAGAGUAUUUUAAUAUAACACAAAACAAUAGAUACUCCGAAAAUUGUAACUAUUUUUAUUCUUUAAAAAUGUUUACAAUUUUGUUUUGUGUUUCUUUAAAAUAUGAACUAUAAAGUGCUACGAAAGUUAUCUUAAUUUAAACCAUAGUUUAUUUAGGAAAACAGCUAUAGUAUUUUUCAGAAACUAUAGUAGUUGAUUUUUGAAAACUAUAUAGUUUUAUCAAAAGUUUAUUUUCUAUUAUAAUUUCUUUAAAAAUAACUAUAAUUAAGAAAAAAUACUUUAACUAUAUUUCAACAAGGGAGACAAUCAUAGUAUUUUGCAUAAACUGUAGUUUUUUUAAUUAACUAUAUAGUUUUCUUUGAACAACUAUAGUUUUGAUGGGAUAAACUAUACAGGGUGUAUAAAAAAAAGGUAAUCGAACUUCAGCGCGCUAUUAUACGUGAAUUGCUCGGCGUAUGAACAAUUGGUUUUCAUAUUCGGAAAGAUCAGGCUUUUAGCUAUUGAAUGACAUGCUUUUCAUGCCAAGUGGAGAAACAAAUAAGCAUGUACGAGGCCGAUUAAGAAUGUUAGUCAAAAUCGCAUAUUUUCACCUCUGUGCCUAAUUAAAACAAUGCAUAACAAAAGAAAAAGCAAUUAAUCACGAACGUGUCUAAGAUUUAUUCCUACUUUAUAAUAAUAAUUAUGAAUAAGUGUGCAGUUUAAUGAAGUGAAAUUCAUUUUUUAUCGGAUUCGUAUUUGCUCAUUUUUUAUCCAUUUGGCAUGAAGAAGAUAUCAUUCAACAGCUAAAAGCAUGGUCUUUCCGAAUGUGAAAAAAUCCCGUUCAUACGCAGAGGAAUUCAGAUGCAGUAGCGCGCUGAAGUUCGAUUAAUUUUUUUAUACACCCUGUAGUUUUAUCUAUAUAUUUUUGUAAGAGAUAGUAACAUGGCGAGUGCGGUCACGUUUUUUGGCUGAGUUGGCUUUCUGUAUGGUCUGUAUUCUGUGGUAUUAUCUUCAGAAGAGAGAAUGGAACAUUUCUAUAAUAACCAAAAAAAUUAGAAUCAUGCCACUAACCCCAAACUCUUUGACCUUUGCCAAUCGUAACGUGCAUCAUUCAAUAUUUUCUGGUUUCCUCUGCAGGAAUAACAUGCUAAGGAUGUUCAAAGGAGAUAAGUCAUUUAUUCCAAAAAAAAUCCGUGCAUCACAGUUUAUGAUUGUAAGUUGAACGAUAUAUAUUGCCAUUACUGUUUUCAACGUGAGAACGAUAUAGAAAGUUAAUUUAAAGUAGAAGAAUUUACUACCCACUUGAAAGAGCAUCUCUAUAAAUAAUAAUUAGGUAUAUUAUAGCCUCCUCCGCAGGCAACUCUGUAUGUCCCAGUACGGGUUCCCUGUGUAGUGUAUUGGCGGGCGGGCGGGUUACGAAAAUAACCCGCCCGCGUAACCCGCCCGCCCAUACACUACACAGGGGAACCGUACUGAUCACUGAGCUUUGUGAAUUGUGAUACUGAUGUGACAGAAAUAACAGAGUUGCCUGCGGAGGAGGCUAGGUAUAUUAUACAAAGUUCAUUCCUUUUUAUUAGGGAAAAGGUCUAAGAUAUCCUAGUUAUCAGAUUGGCUAUUUUAUGUGGGGUAAGUCUUGCCUUAUUCAGCCAUUUCGAAGUUGCUGACAAGACGUUGGCUAUCUAACGCUAGAAGGAGAACGUUGUAGAUAUUAAUACGUUAACUACUAUGAAUCUACAAAUAUAUAAAUGUAUAUAUAAUAUCUGCAGACAUGCAUGUUUCGGCGUUCUACGCCUCGUCAGUGCAGCUUGGUACACGUCUAGAUACGUGAGACACUCGUAUUUAUAUCCCAUGAACUUGCUCUCACCAAGGCAUGUGGUACAACACGGUGACUCAACGCAUCCAGACAUGCGCAGAGCGUAAUGCGGGCCAGAGUGCUCAAACGACCACAAGGGAAGCGAGCUUUGCAUUAUCGCUAUAUAUAUAUAUAUAUAUAUAUAUAUAUAUAUAUAUAUAUAUAUAUAUAUAUAUAUAUAUAUAUAUAUAUAUAUAUAUAUAUAUAUAUAUAUAACGGUUAUAUAUAUAUAUAACCUUUUGCUCUUCGUGCUGUAUAUAUAUAUAUAUAUAUAUAUAUUAAUAUGAAAAUGUUCUAGAGUGUGUAUUAUAUAAUUUCCAUACCCAGCGCAAGCAGAAAGAUGUUGUCUGCCGCGGCUGGGUCUUUAUAUAUAUAAUGCAAAGCUCACUUCCCUCGUGGUUGUUUGAGCACUCUGGUCCCAUGUCACUCUGCGCAUGUCUGGAUGCGUUGAUGGCUCGUGUUGUACCACAUGCGCUUGGGAGAGCAAGUGCCAUGUAUAUCAAUACGAAAGUCAUCGCGUGUCUAGAUGUGUACCAAGCUGCACCGAUGAGGCGUAGGACGCCGAAACAUGCAUGUCUGCAGAUUGUACUAUAUAUAUAUACCGUGGUUAAGGGGGUUAAGUUCUGGUUUUCUCCUGCGAAUUGCAGAUCUAUCAAUUAUCUUACAGUUAGCAAAUAUAAGUUGUGUUGUGUUUGUGUUUAUAGUAUCAGUAGAAUCAGGCGUUAGUUCCAUUAGGGUUAGUUCCAUUUGUAUUACGCGCGGGAAAAUAGUCCACUUUCGGCCCAAAUGUGGUGCAUUUUCCCGCGCAUAGCCUAAUACAAAAUAAUACAAAAUUUGCAAAUUUCGCAGGGCUAUAUUUUCCCCAUUUUAUAACAUUUCGCGGCCAAACUUUGCCAUUUUACUUAUUUUAACAUGCUCUUUCUAGCUGAGGUGAUAGAUUUUGUUCUUCUUGCCGAGAUCAAAAUUUAGUCUAUAGCUGGGAUUGCCUAUUCUCAUCUACAAGACUCUCAACACUUUUUCUAUACCCUUGAUUUCAACCUAGGGUACCUUUUGCUCUUCGUGCUGUUCUUUGUUAUUUGUUUUGCUCUUUACGCCUUGAUUUCAUACAAAAUCGUUCAAGAUCUUGUCUUGGAAUUCAUUAAAGGAGGAGGGUAGGUGAAUCUGUAUGUAUGAUAAUAAGCAUUAUAUAAUAACUACAGUGAAAAACACGCAAUUUGAUUGGUCAAUCUCAAAAUGUCAUUGUUUCACUGUAGUUAUUUUAUAAAACAGUUACCAAAUGGUUUUCCAAGCAGGAUAGCGUGAUCCAUGCACUUGCGAUGUCGCUCGACUUUCGGAAAGCGUAAAAAUACACUCGCCUGCGGCUCGAGUAUUUUUACGCUUUCCGAAAGUCUCGCGAGAUCCCUCGUGCAUGGAUCACCCAAUCCUGCACGGAAAACCAUUCGGUAUUCCUUUAUUAUACUACAAAUUUUGAUUAAAUGUCUUUUCAAAAGUCUCAAAUUAUUAUUAGAUGAUGAGAAUUAUUGGAAUCUCAAAUAAUCAGAAUUAUAAUUAUAGAAUCUCAAAAAAUGAGAAUUAGUAGAAUCUCAAGUAAUGAGAAUUAUUAGAAUCUCAAAAUAAUGAGAAUUACAUGAAAAUGUAGUCCUAUAUGAAAAUGAGGCCAUUGGGGCAAAUAAACAGCAUAGUCUAUUAUGUUAGGAAGUCAUUCUCCUCCUGAAAGCCAUCCCAUCUGUUCAAUAUUUUAGUGUUGUUGUGGGUGUGGCUAUUUUGGCUGGUUUGUCAUUGCCAUUAGCUUCGUUCACGGUAUUCCGAGAUUACACUUACUCCAAAGAUGUCAUAUCUGUAAACAACAGGUUUGUGUAUACUUCAAUAAUUAAAAUUGAGUAGAAAUUUCUAUUCCAAUAUCUUUACUUUGUGCUUGCACAUUAUCAGCUUUUGAACGUGUUGUGAUGUAUUCAUAUUCUAAUUAACCUUUUUUAUACGGGAUAUCUCUAUUAAUUCUCUCAAACAGUAUAUUGUAUUAAUUGUACUAAAUUGAUCCAGUGCGCGCGCUAUAGGAGGAAUCCUGAAUUAUGCGGGAUAACUUUAUCAGUGCGAAAUUUUUCUGCUUAGAGAUCCAGUAAGGAUCAUAUACUAUAAUUGGUCCUAUCCUAUUUCAGAAAGAAUUCUAAACUUGUUACGCGUGCAGACGAUAUCAGACUUAUUCGUACAACUUGUUGCUUCGUCAACCUUGUCACAAGAUGAAAACAACUUGUUCGAACACAUCUUGUUGACAAACUGUGAGAAUUUGCGCGUGGACUAGAAGAUAUUGGUAAAGCCAAACUGAAAACACCCUUUUCAUCUUCUCACGUGUGAGCGAAUUUGUAGUGGGUUUUGUAUAGUCACAGAAUAAAGAUCCAUACAGAAGGGCCACUUACGUCGGAAGCUUUGAAGUUUCUGUCCUCGUGCAUGUUGCAUUACGCAUGUUGGCCGCCAUUUUCCUAGCCAGUCAAUGAAUUUUCUGGCCAAUAAACACGCUGUACUGGCUGGCUGCUCCGCCUUCUGGCCGGUAAACUGCAUAUUUUGCUUUAAAAAAAACGAGGACACAUUGCACCGCUGAGUGGCCCUUCUGUGUCUUCUGUUACUGAUCUUUAUUCUGUGGUGUAGUUGCAUUUUUCUCAACUGUUCCGGGUUAGGUCUAAUAAAAUAAAUAAAUGUAUAAAAUUCACACUCGAAAGACCAUCUAAAAACCCUUUUGCAAUUAGUUAAUCUAUCAAGUGAGAUGACCAAAAUCCUGAAAUUAUAAUCAGCAUAGUGCAGGAAUUUAACCUCAGUUGCAAAAGUGAAACACUGCGAACGCUCUUGAUUCUCCCUCCAGAAAUGUAUACAUGGUGUUCUCGUAUUUCUGGUUUUUCGUUGGACUUCCCAUGGGUUUCUUAUCCGCCAUAUCUCGGAUCUUGAGGGCAAUGGUCGUGGGUGCUCUGAUGUUGCCAAGAAUUGAUCAUAGUGUCAUGCCCGACGGCUUUCAACAGAUUGAUCGAGGUAACCCAAUAACAAUAAUAGCAACCCAAAUUUGGCUAACGUUGUUUUACAUCGUUGUUACCCAAUUCACUACUUUAGAUAAACUCGCAUGCCUACUUAGGGACUCAUUAUUUAUAGUACAGGGGGGCUGAGGAGAAACUCUACAGUUAUAAUAUUUUUUCGUUGCCCCCCUCUUAAGACAAUUUUCAAAGCCCCCUCCAAAAGGCAAAACAAGCACAUAAAUUUUGGACACCCCCCCCCACACACACACACACUCUAGCUCUUUAUUUAGAGAAACAAAAAUAAAUCAUGGGGACCAAUUUACAUGAACAUAAGAGAGUAUUUAUUUGGCUUCCAUUUAUGAAUAUUAAUAUUAAAGGUCUAUAAACAUUGUUAUUUGUUGUUAAGUUGUUUUGUGAUACAUUUUUAAAACUACUAAUGUUUUAAUUUUCAAACUAGUAAAUAUUUUCAAUGCCCCCUUUCUUUUGUCUCUCUGUAUUUUUUCAAAGCCCCCCUUUCAGGUUUAAAAAAAAAUUAAAGCCCCCCCCCCAGUUUCUCCUCAAUAGCCAUAAUGAGCGGUCCCUUACUAAAAGCAUAAAAUAGGAUAAAGGUAACUAUGCAUUAGAAUUAUAUAUAAGAGUUAUUCACUCGUGUAAUAAAUUUUAAAGCUUAGUUACCUUUGUUCUAGCUAUUCUAUUCUAUGCAUCUGUAAACUAGAACAAUAGUAACUAGACAAGUGAAUUAUCUGUAGCGUGGCGGAUAUGUGCAUGGAUGUUUCCGAAGAGGGUUAAAAGCACCAAAUUGUGCACAGUAGCAUCUUUUUAUGAGUAGAACAACAUGCAAAAGUGGGGCCAUCGUGAAACUGUUUUUUUAGAGAGUUACGAUGUUAUUAGCAUUAUAUGCUAUUAAAUUCUACUACAACAAAAAAUGUGAAAUUUUGAAUUCAAUCACGACAAAUAUAACUUGCAUCACCAGAAAGCUUGUAAAAAACUACAUAAAAGACUUUAAAACUGUUUAUUCUUCUAAUGGUUAUUGCUGUAAAUUAGGCACAUUAUCUCGCUAAAAGUCCCUAAUUAAUUAUUCGAUGUUUGAAAAUGCGUUUUUAACAGUUUAUAAUUCAAAAAAAUAUUUCAGAAAUCAAAAAACUGUCUAAACGUCUUAUAUACAGUUUUUUAUAAGCUUUCUGAUGAUGCAAGUCAUAUUUGUUGUAACUGAAUACAAAAUUUCACAUUUUCUACAGGAUGUAUGAAAAAAACGCAACCUCGGAAUUUCCUAAGAAAUCCACUUUGCAAUACUUAACCAUAAAAGAUUUUAGGCCUCUUGGGAAUUGAAAUCGAAUUGCUAAUAGCCAUAUCACUGUUGUACUGUUCUUGUAAAAUAAAAACUUAUUCAGUCAUUAAAUAUUUGCUUUAUGCACUCGCGUGUGCAGUAAUUUUGACAGUUGUGCUAUUUUAAAUUCCCAGGCACUUAAAAUCUUUUGUCCUUAAAACAAUGUCGAUUUCUUGGGAAAUUCCGAGGUUGCGUUUUUUUAUACACCCUGUAUUGUAAUACCAUGAUUGGACAGGAUUCUAUUGUUCAGAGCGGGAAUUUAAUCUCUAAAUUCCCGGUCGAUUUAUAAAUUCCCGUUGGCAAGGGAAAUUUAUAAAUUUCCCGUUGGCAAGGGUCAAACCUUUUCGUUUCCCUGACGACUUAUCGCACUAAGGCGGUUUUCCACUAGGACUGAUUUGCAUACAGUACUCAAAAUACAAGAUGGAUCCAGGCUAUAACGUUUUUUUUUAAAUUUUUUUGCCAGGUUUCAAUGCGUACAUCUGUUAUCUUCACGUACAAACAGCUUAUAGAAACCCAAUUCUUCGAGUUUUCUGUCAAAUAUUGAGCGAUGAAACACGUAAGUGCUAUCACGUCCUUUAUUGAAGCCAUGAGAAAAGUAGUAGUUGAGACUAGGUCUGGAUGAAGUAUCGUUAUGAAUUGAAUCAACCAGAAUGUUUAUGAGACGUUCACUGACCAAAAAUAUCGCGACGUUAAAAUUUAGCUACAUUAUCAAGCAAAUGUCUUUUCCUAUGCAACUUGAAAGAUAUAGCUUCCCAUAUUUCUUCUGAGUUUUAGAAUAGAGGUGUGUAAAUCCGAUCCGAACGAUCGGAUUCGGUCCAAAUUUUACGUGUCCGAAUCGGAUUUUGGGCAGUCUUUCCGUCGGAUCGAAUCGGAUCUAUUUUCGCGGGAUUGAAUCGGAUCUAUCGGAUUUAUUUAACGUCAUUAAACUCGCGAAAACACAAUUAAUCUAGUACCACUUUACGUCGGCUUUUACCGUUUUCUUCACAAUUAUGGUUCAGAUUUUAGAAUUUUAAGGUUAGACUAAGACCAUAUUAGGGUUGGGAGUCAGGGUUGGGGUUAGAUUAGGGCCCAACAUGUGUCGUGAAUUUAUUAUAUUGAUAAUUUCGCAUUUAACAAUUUACUCAUAUAGUAAAUUCAAAGGUGGAGCUCAUGCUGCAAACUUAAGGGGAAGAAAGGCCACUGUUGAUAAAUUUCUAUUCAGACAAUGUUUAUCCUUUCUCACCGAUAAUCAGAAACUGUGAGAAUCUCUUCCACUAUGUCGAUCAGCAACACCACAGUAGAUUUGUGCUUGUCACACUAAUAUAGCCACCAUUGGCUUCAUUUAUGAAUAGCGGAUGCAAUAUCAACUCCUAAUUUUCAGAUCAGUGCAUUCAACCCCAAACCAUAAAUCGAUCUGGCGUAUAAGAUGUUAUUUACUGUGAUUCCUUCAAUCAAGUCUGAAAUGAGGGCCCACCAAAAACCUAUUUCUCCAAUAAGCCCGUCUUUUGGGACUUGCUUGUUUACGAUGAUAAAAGACAAUAAAUUAUAGAAAUCAUCUUUGUAAAGAACGAGCCAAAAACACUGAUCACUUUUGGUUCAGAAAACCAAUCAGAAAACUUGUACAUAAUGUGCAGGUAUCUUCCUGCCUCUCUUUUAAAAUCAAGUGGCGUAGCACCUUCACAGCAUAUUCAUUUAGUUCUUGUAUCAUAGAAAAGAACACAGGGUCAAAAUGGUCACGUUCAGCUCAAGCCCGUGCCAGAUGGUUCCUUGCCCUUACCUUGGCUCGCAACCCACAACUAGCGUCGGAUCGUAAACCUGGUCUUCGGACGCCGGAACGUAUUCAAGUUCAUUACACCAAACAUGGCGACGUCAAAAUUAAAGUCGGUCGACAUGACUCUGAAACUGUUCGGUUAAUAUAA